CAAGAUGAUAUAGCCACAGAUGACAUGGAGAACGAUGAUGAAAGGAACAAACGGGAUAAAGAAGACCCUACCACGACAACGAUUGACCAAUCAUCUUUUACCAUAGCAAAAGCUGAUAGUGGCUAUGGUUCACGAAGACAUGACCCAACACCAAAUACCACAGCAACAGCUGACCGUGGCUAUGGUUCACGAAGGGAUGACUCAACACCAGAUACCAUAGCAACAGGUGACCACGGCUAUGGUUCACGAAGGGAUGACCCAACACCAGAAACCAUAGCACCAGCUGACCGUGGCUAUAGUUCACGAAGGGAUUACCCAACACCAGAAACCAUAACAACAGCUGACCGUGGCUAUGGUUCACAACGGGAUGACCCAACACCAGAAACCAUUGCAACAGCUGAUGGUGGGAAUAGUUCACAACGGGAUGAACCUAUGCCAGAUACCAUAGCAACAGCUGACCAUGGCUAUGGUUCACAAAGGGAUGACCCAACACCAGAAACCAUAGCAACAGCUGAUGGUGGAAAUGGUUCACAACGGGACGAACCUGUACCAGAUACCAUUGCAACAUUUGACAGUGGUCAUGGUCGUGAUGCACUAGACGAUAAGUCAGUUGGAAAACUUAGAGAAGGAUGUGUCAUGCAAGUUAACAGUGAGAUGAUUCAGCAGCAUCAACAAACAGAUAUGCGGCUAACUUUGACAGGUGACGGUCCAACCGUUGUUGGUAAACAUUCUACUGUCAUAUACAACGUCAGUGGACCAAAACGUAAACAUGAUACCACGGAAAGUUCAGGUUGUCGUGACAACCCCUCCAGUAAACGCCCGAAUUAUGAAACUAAAACAAUAUCUGAAUAUGGCUGUAGUUCGUCUGGAGUGAGUGAGACUUUGGACGACGGUGAUAAUUCAAUUAUAUAUGACUGUAAAAGUAAUUACAUGGACACAUCAGAUUGCAGUGGCUACUCAUCCGGCACAAAACCGAAUUUAGAUGCUAAACCAAUACUAGAACAUGGUAGUAGUUCAUUUACUGAUCGGGUGACACCAAAUAUCACCGAGAAAUUUGAGGGCGGAUCGUGCAAUACAAGAUAUAUCCAUGCCGAGGGCACACAUCUUAAAAAUGUUCGUGAAGAUUCAGCAGUUUCGGAGUUUAGACAAG
Messenger RNA from Pecten maximus, 1150 nucleotides. RefSeq lists its product as uncharacterized. Lineage: Eukaryota; Metazoa; Mollusca; Bivalvia; Pectinida; Pectinidae. The annotation marks the transcript as partial. The transcript has 3 exons. The record is from RefSeq and is a predicted model, not a curated record.